Scomber japonicus (chub mackerel) is the source of this 1414-nucleotide messenger RNA. RefSeq names its product phosphatidylcholine:ceramide cholinephosphotransferase 2-like. Gene Ontology annotation, biological process: sphingomyelin biosynthetic process; ceramide biosynthetic process. The record is from RefSeq and is a predicted model, not a curated record. Lineage: Eukaryota; Metazoa; Chordata; Actinopteri; Scombriformes; Scombridae. Gene Ontology annotation, cellular component: Golgi membrane; endoplasmic reticulum membrane. The coding region runs from base 260 to 1414 and encodes 384 amino acids. The transcript is spliced from 6 exons. Gene Ontology annotation, molecular function: ceramide cholinephosphotransferase activity; sphingomyelin synthase activity.
UUUGUGCUAAAUCAUCCUGAACGCACCUGAUCGACCAAUCACCUGCUCAGUUUCUGUUAUUCAUCGGAUCACUGAUCUGCACCCGACAGACAGACCAGUGAUCCCAGCCAGAGCAGGACCGACCCUCGCCUAUCCAUCACUGAUACUGGAGUAUUGAUUACAGCUGAGUCACCUGAUAAAGGAAUAUUUGUGAAACGUUAACCUGCAGAAACACAAGCAGCACAUUAAAGUUUAUUUUGUGACUGUGGUGAACUAAUCAAUGGCGGCUUCCGAGCUGAUCCGCGGCACCGACGAUGUCCGCCCUCAUGUGGAAGUUAACGUAACAGCAAGCACCCAGCCCUCAACUCCUCAUCCUCCCAGGGUUGCCAACGGUAACCCGGCUCGCCACACGCCCUCACCGCCAACCGCCGGCGACACCCACGACGCCCACGAUGGCAAAAACAAGCACAGCAAACUGAGCAGUCUGCUGCAGAACCAGCUGAUCCACUCGCUGAGCAGCGGCCUGAGGCGACAAUGCGACUACGUGAAGAUCUCCGUUCCCGAGGAGCGAGCGGACCGCCUCCCCACAGAGUGGUGGAAGACAGCCGUGGCCUUCCUCUACGCCCUCUUCAACCUCGUCUUCACCACCGUCGUCAUCACCAUCGUUCACGAGAGAGUGCCGGACAAGUCGGUAAGCCCGCCGCUGCCCGACAAGUUCUUCGACUACGUGGACCGGGUUCCCUGGGCCUUCACCGUCACCGAGGUCAACGGGCUGAUCCUGGUGGGACUCUGGUUCGUCCAGUGGAUCUGCCUCAAACACAAAGCGAUCAUUGGUCGUCGCUGCUUCUUCCUGAUCGGGACUCUCUACAUGUAUCGCUGCGUCACCAUGUACAUCACCACGCUGCCGGUGCCGGGAAAACACAUGGUGUGCGCUCCCAAGCUUUACAACGACUCAACCGGCAAAAUAUGGAGAAUUCUGAGGCUGAUUUCAGGAGGAGGUUUGUCUCUGACCAGUUCCCACAUGAUGUGCGGUGAUUUCCUGUACAGCGGUCACACGGUCAUGUUGACGCUGUCCUACCUCUUCAUCAAAGAGUACUCUCCUCCGUGGAUGUGGUGGUAUCGCUGGUUCUGCUGGUUUCUGAGCGCCUCGGGAGUCCUCUGCAUCCUAAUCGGCCACGAGCACUACAGCAUCGACGUGGUGAUCGGAUACAUCGCCACCACCAGGACGUUCUGGUGGUACCACACCAUGGCCAACACACACACUUUGCGUGAUGAUCCCAACAACUACCUGUCCAGGACGUGGUGGAACGUGAUCUUCAACUUCUUGGAGAGGAACGUUCAGACGAAGGUUCCCGUCGUGUUCUCAUCACCGCUGCCGCUGCCGUCCUCCUGCAGGCAGCGCUACAGGAUGGUGGAGGGGGGGAGGGACGAGUGA